UGUCGCGGUUUUGUAAUGCGGACCACUAAUUUACAUCAGAAGUCACUCACAAUCGGUUUGUACACGUAAUGGAUCUUGCUACUCGGGAAUUCGGAAUUGCUUCAGAUUAGUUCUAAUAUGGUACGCUCUGUGCUUCUUUUUACUGUUCUUUCUGGCGCCGUUCUUUUGGUUUCAGAUGCAUUAAUACCCAGGGAGAGAUUUGAUAUUGUGCAAAGACCAAACGAUGCAAACAUAACGUUUAUGGGCUACUCAAACAAUCCAUUCGGAUAUUCCCUCAGGGUUUCCAGCAACAAUUCCAUACAAUUAUCGGUGCAGAAUAUUCCGAGGGAAUCAAGGAACAAAAGGGGUGUACUAGAUUUGUACAAUAUGGUGAACUGCGCGACGGGUUGCAAUCCACUUAAAUAUAAAGGUUAUGGGUGUUUUUGUGGGUUUCUGGGCUCUGGUUAUCCAGUCGAUGGAAUUGAUAGAUGUUGUAAAUUGCACGACUGGUGUUACGAUGCGGCUAACUGCCCAAUGUUCCUCGAAUACUUUGUCCCUUAUCUAUGGAAAUGCUACCACAACAAACCUUUAUGUGCUAUACAUGGUGAUUUUAAAGAGCCGAAUUCUUGUGCAAGAAGACUGUGCGAGUGCGACCGUAGGCUUUCGGAAUGUCUAAAAAGAUAUCCAUGUCCAUCGUCCAGGGCUUUUUGCCGAUCCGCUCCGCUACGAUUUAUACAGAAUUCCUUUCCGAUUUUAACCUGAUUUCAAGGAAAAGAUCUGUUUUGAUUUUUUGAAAAUUUCAAAGUUUGUAAAUAUUUAAUGCUUUAAUAUUGAAGUACAAUAAU
Messenger RNA from Aethina tumida (small hive beetle), 824 nucleotides. Its product is annotated as basic phospholipase A2 2. Gene Ontology annotation, biological process: arachidonate secretion; phospholipid metabolic process; lipid catabolic process. The transcript is spliced from 5 exons. The record is from RefSeq and is a predicted model, not a curated record. Gene Ontology annotation, molecular function: A2-type glycerophospholipase activity; calcium ion binding. The coding region runs from base 118 to 741 and encodes 207 amino acids. Lineage: Eukaryota; Metazoa; Arthropoda; Insecta; Coleoptera; Nitidulidae.